This is a messenger RNA of Linderina pennispora, 2666 nucleotides long. RefSeq lists its product as uncharacterized. The record is from RefSeq and is a predicted model, not a curated record. Lineage: Eukaryota; Fungi; Kickxellomycota; Kickxellomycetes; Kickxellales; Kickxellaceae. The transcript is spliced from 25 exons. Bases 268 to 2214 code for a protein of 648 amino acids.
CAUGCCUGCAUGUCCACUGCAGCUGUGAUGUGCGAGGCAACCAAUCAUGUUGUGAUUGGCCAUUCCUCAUGCAGCAUCUUGUCAAUGUGUGCAGGCCAGCCUUUUUGACAAGUUGUCUCGGCAGCCCCGUUUUCCUCUCAAUUUUCAUACUCUUACUUUCUGCUCCCCUCCUUUAUAUACUCUUGUGUAUCUUCAAACCUUUGUUGGUGUCCCAUCUGUCGCCAGGGAACUCAACGUGGUCACUAUAGCAUUUUUGACGCUUGCCUAAUGUUUUCUGGUCAACGGAAGAAGCCUGACAGUAAAAAAUCAGGCGGUCAGGGCCAACAACCGCCAACUAGCUUGCCCAUUCCACCGACCCAUAGAGGUGCGCGCGCCACAGACAGGAGCCCUGCCAUUGGAUGGGAAACGCAGAUAUCGGACAGUAACAGCUUAGACUCGAUGUAUAAAUACGACCGGUCGAUUGCUCAAUCCCUAAAUACCGCACAGGUGGCUAUCGCUGUGCCAGACUUUACACAUGGCAUUGCUACGAGGUUUGUCCGCUACAUUGGUGCAAUCGAGGUCCCUGGCCAGAUGCCGGACUCGGUCGAGGUGGCCAACACCUACAUGAUCAACCUUGCUUGGAUUGGCUUGUAUCCGCCAAAGUUUGACGGUAUCACAGACAGGGCCCCUCCCGAGUUUACCCAGCAAGUGUGCUUUAUCGACCAGGCUCCGCAUGACCCCUUGAACGCGCCCAGCCAGGACACAAGCAUCAAGAUGGACAUGCUCGAGGCGAUUGAGCCGCUCUUUAUCUCUGGCCCGUCGGGACUGGGCAAAAGCCACCUGAUGCUUGGGGCUGCUGCCCAGUUGGCGGGCCGGCAAAACGUCGUGGUCAUCUACAUCGACGAUGCUGGCGACCUUAUUUUUGUAUCAGUUGUCGAGCACAUGGCUUGCAGGUUUAUCGACCACCAGCCUUGGUACAAGGAAACCGAGAUGGCGCAGACGAACCUGAAGCGUAUCCGCGCGUACUGCGAUAAAAAGUGGAUUACGGCGAUUGUUGACAAGCCGAGUAAUGACGUGUUUAUGACGGUCAUUGCCGAGGCGACACAGCAGUGCGUUAUCACCACACUCCCUGACUUUAAUGACAUCGACAACAUCGCAUUGGCCCGGAUUUCCAAAGGCCUCGACAACUACCCAGUGGAUGUUGUCUCGACACUGACACGAGUGUAUGCAGACACAGAAUUCCACAAGGUUGACAAGAUUCUGGAGCGCAGCACGCGCAUUUCCCGCUUGCACUCGAUAUUCGUAGAACAUGACGACGCUCUGAAGAAGGUUCGCGUUGGCAAAAACAAGGAGCUGUACUCCGAGAUGCUGCGCAUUAAGCGUGCGGUCUUCAUGAUGUACCACGGCUUGGAAAUGAAACCUGGGUCACGUCGUGAUCUGCAUUUUAUGGUUCCCGACUUGGGCGCAAUCGAGUCGCGCCGAUACGGCAUGAUCCUAUAUGAGUCGUAUUUCCGCGGCACCAUAUUGGAGCAGUUCCAGUGGAUCUUCAAGCUGUGUGCGUCCAAGUACGACAUGGAGCCGAACGAGCGCCUUGGCCAGCGAAUGACGACGGUGAUGUUUGAUUUCGGCCGCCAAGUUAUCACCCUGACAGACUGCAUCACCUUUGACAAUGCCAUAGAAGCGGCCUCUAAUAUCAUUGCGGACAUGCGCAAGGCAGGUCCGAGAUACCUGCCGUCAAAAAGUAAGCAGACAGUAACCUUUGGGCACACUACCAUGCUGCACCUUCCGGGUCUGGACUUCGAUGAGCAAGCCACUCACCACCAAGGGUCCUUCAUUCUCGCUCUCACUCGCGAGGACAAGUUCACAGAGAGCGUUUUUACGGGAUGUGAUAUUAAAGUAACGUGGAUCGUCAGCGACCCGAUCAAGGUGGAGCGGGAUGGGAGAACAACUGGAGUGAAGGGGCUCCCCAAUCCUGCUGACGCACAGGCUGCAGAGCGGGAGCGUGAAUACAACGCGCCGCUGCGCGAUAUGUACGACAAUGACACCGAGUUUGGGUACGAGAACAGCUGGUCAGCAAAGGCGAUCAAGAUCUUUGGGCGCAUUGGAGACAAGAGCAGGUUUGCUGGUGCUGAUGACGUUGGAAUGAUUGCAGUUAAUCCUGAAUCCAUGUCGAGCUUUGGCUUUAUUGCCAUCGAGACGGUAAACGCACUCAAGCCGACGUUAAAGAACGUUUAACUCUCAUUGUCAUUUGCUUCAACAGCAUAUGCGAUACAUAUAAAUAUCCACAGAUUCAAGUGGAAGAAAAGGUUUAUUAACGCGAUAAUAAAGAAGGGUGGGCAUGAGGAGUGGUCGUCAUAGCUUGGGAAGUGGGUCGUUAUGUUGGUGCAAGCCAGCCCUAGGUAGUCGUAAGAAAUUGGUCGGGGGCGGUAGAAGGACGUAGAGGGGAUGUGCGCAGCUUGGAAGGAAUGUGGGCUGGCUGUAUUGCGUAGAGGUCGUUAGGAGGAAUGAGGAGGUCAUUAGGGCGGACGAGUGGUGGAGUAUUAGGUGCGAGGGAGAUUGGUCGGUAUCAAAAGGAAGGGGAGGGGCGUAAUGGCGUUUGGGUAGACCUCUGCGGUCCCGCAGUCCUUUUAUACUGCUCGCUCGACGGGCGACUCGCCACAGCAUAAUGGAAUGUAGGGCGAUUGUGU